Lachancea mirantina is the source of this 210-nucleotide messenger RNA. NCBI's taxonomy places the organism in Eukaryota, Fungi, Ascomycota, Saccharomycetes, Saccharomycetales, Saccharomycetaceae. The record is from the annotation of a GenBank genome assembly.
AUGUCUUUUUCUACCAUCUACAACAUCUUUUUCAAGAGAAACGCUGUGUUUGUGGGCACGGUUUUUGCCAGUGCGUUCGUCUUUCAGGCCGCGUUUGACACCGCCGUGACUUCCUGGUACGAGGCGCACAACAAGGGCAAACUGUGGAAAGACGUGAAAUUGACGUUGGGUGAGUCUGGUGACGACGGCGACGAUGAGGACGACGAAUAA